Molecule: messenger RNA, 1554 nt
Organism: Tetrahymena thermophila SB210
Lineage: Eukaryota; Ciliophora; Oligohymenophorea; Hymenostomatida; Tetrahymenidae
Product: DHHC zinc finger protein
Exons: 8
Biological process (GO): negative regulation of centriole replication; protein autoubiquitination
Cellular component (GO): peroxisome; aggresome
Molecular function (GO): zinc ion binding; ubiquitin protein ligase binding; tumor necrosis factor receptor binding
Source: RefSeq, a predicted model, not a curated record
AUGAGCUCUAAAGAUAAAGAUAAAAAAAAAUCAAGUAGCAGUAAGGACAAAAAGGAAAAGAGUGUAGACAAGUCUAAGCUAGAUAAGUCUGAAUCAAAGAAGAAAGAUAAAGAAAAAAAGGAUAAAGACAGUAAGAGCGUCAAGAGCAAAGAUGAAAAAUCUGAUAUUUCUGAAAUUGAAGGAGACAUUAUUGCAUAACAAAUUCCUGCUUAAUAGUAAUAACCAAUUAUAGCUUAAUAGCCAUAACCAGAAUAAAUUGAUACAAAAAUUUGUGUGCAUCAUGGAACAGAGUUAGUAUAUUUUUGUGAAAGUUGUGAAGAACCAAUAUGUAGAAAUUGUACUAAACUAGGUCCUCAUAAUAAUUAACUUCAUAGAAUAAAUACUUUAGAAGAAGCAUUCAAAUCAAGAGUAACUAAACUAAGAGAGGCUAUUCAAGGUAAUCUUUUGGAAAAAAGGGAUCAGUUGCUUGCUCAAAUCCAUAGAAUAGAAUAUAGAAUAGAAGAAAUUAAAUAUGUCAAAACCAUCAUAGAGCGUGAUGCUAGGAAUGAAUACAGUGGUAUUAUUGAAAGACUUAAGAGUGCUGAAGGAUAAAAGCUAGCAAUAUUGCAACAUGAAAUGGGAGAGCUCUAGAAAGAUUUAGAUCGCAUUAAUGAUUUAGGACAUACCUUUAGAUAGUUUGUAAAUAAACCAGAAGAUCCUAUAGAUUUUCUAAUAAGAGCAAGAUCAUUAUAUGAAAAUAUAGAAUUUUUAGUUGCUAAACCUUUUAAAGUCAAUAUCGAGGUUUAUCCUUAUGAUCUGCCUAGAGAAUUAACUGACAUGAGAUUGUAGCUUCAAAAAGCUUCAGCUUAAUAAGCUUUAAUUGAUUUUAAAAAUGAAGUAAUUUGGAAAAUACUUGAAGAAAGAAAAGAAUAAGAAGAAGAAGUUAAAGCAAAGAUGGAGAAAGCAGCUUCUGAAGAAAUAAAUGAAUGGGCAAAGUUAGUAGAUAAAUUUUCAAACGAAUUAAAGAGGUAUCAACUUAUUUGCUACUAUUGUGGUGUUGCUAUGGAUGAUAAAUCUAUUAAUAAAAAAUGCUAGAGUAAUUCUAGAAUUCCAGAAAAUUUUGAUGGUUACACAGUGAAAAUACCAGAUGCAAAAUAUAAUGGAAAUUUAAGACACUUUUUUGGAAAGCCUAAAGCUGAUUAUGUUGAUUUAGUUAACACAGCAAAAUCUUAAGGCUAGAAAAAUUCAAGAGGAAAAAUUCCUUUUAUUCAUUUUAUUGAAGUUUAAAUGAAUCUGAUUAAAAAAUUAUGUCAAGAAAGAGGAAUAGACUUAUCUAAAAUAUUUUAAGAACAUGAUAAAUAAGGAAAAGGUGUAAUAAAUUAGAUUCAGUUUGCAUAUAUUCUAAGUGAAAUUAUAGGCCUAAGUGCAAGUGACUCAGAUUAGAUAAGAAAAUUCUUUGACCCAUAAAGUAAAAACACUAUUGAAUAUCAAGAUAUACUCAGAGUAAUGGAUGAUACUUCUCUAGUCGAAAAAAUUUACUUAGAUGAAAAUCAAUAAAAUCAAGAAUAAGUAUGA